Molecule: messenger RNA, 1070 nt
Organism: Mus musculus (house mouse)
Lineage: Eukaryota; Metazoa; Chordata; Mammalia; Rodentia; Muridae
Gene: Cldn13
Product: claudin 13
Exons: 2
Coding region: 202-837 (211 amino acids)
Cellular component (GO): membrane; bicellular tight junction; plasma membrane
Molecular function (GO): structural molecule activity
Source: RefSeq, marked reviewed
AGAUAGGGUCCUGUGUCAACUGCUGUGCUCACACUUGCUGGAGCUCGACAUUUGACUACCUAGAUCAUCAUUGGUGACAGUGGCCUCUCAUACGUGCUGGCCCCCGAUACUUUAAAAUUCCAUCCUCGGCUCUUGGAAUCCUGCAUCUCUACAGCUGGACCCCUGACUCGUCCUGGUCCUGCCAUUAGCAGACUCUGAGCCAUGGUCGUCAGCAAACAAGAGGCCAUCAGCUUCUCUGUGACUUCACUGGGUUGGGUGGGUGCCAUUGUGAGCUGCGUGCUGCCCGUUUGGAGGGUGACCUUUCCAGAUGAUGAGACAGACCCAGAUGCCACCAUUUGGGAGGGUCUGUGGCACAUAUGCCAGGUUCGGGAAAACAGGUGGAUACAGUGUACACUGUAUGACACCCGGAUACUGGUAGCACAGGACAUAAAAGUGUCUCGAGUCUUUAUGGUCAUCUGUACCAUUGGAACCUGGCUGGGAUUGCUGCUCUGUGUGCUUGGGGAUUGGCGCAUCAAUUGUUUCAUGAAUUUUACUAUUGAAGAGAACCUCUUGAAAGUAGCCGGUGGGAUGUUUCUUAGUGUUGGCCUUCUGAUGCUGGUACCCCUGUCCUGGGUAACACACAACAUCAUCCAUGGCUUCUUUAACCCAUUGCUUGGCUUCUCGAAGAAAGUACAGAUGGGCUCUUCACUCUCCCUGGCCUGGACCAGCUCCCUGCUGCUGUUGCUGGGAGGCAUCCUGCUCUGUGUCAACAUCCCAGUAUGCAGAGACUUUCCCCGUUGCAUUGAGACCCCUAGUGCUAGACCUUCAGGAGCCAACAACGAUACCUUAGAUGUUUGAUGGCCAGCACACUCACGUCUGGAGGGGAAAACUUCCUCAAGAGGCCUCUCUCCAGGUUCUAGAAUCAUUGAACUGGAGGGAGGAAAGACAGGUCUACGGAGCUGCCCACAAGCUGUGUAGUGGACUCUGGAUGCGGCUAGCUGUGUCAGCACCAUGCUGAGGUGGGCUUCUUGGUGCUGAAGCUGCCCGAGUCUCCUAUCUAAGGGACCCCAAUAAAGUCAUUGUUCCCCUAG